Molecule: messenger RNA, 1531 nt
Organism: Cyprinodon variegatus (sheepshead minnow)
Lineage: Eukaryota; Metazoa; Chordata; Actinopteri; Cyprinodontiformes; Cyprinodontidae
Gene: gosr1
Product: golgi SNAP receptor complex member 1
Exons: 9
Coding region: 11-757 (248 amino acids)
Biological process (GO): vesicle fusion; endoplasmic reticulum to Golgi vesicle-mediated transport
Cellular component (GO): Golgi medial cisterna; cis-Golgi network; SNARE complex
Molecular function (GO): SNAP receptor activity
Source: RefSeq, a predicted model, not a curated record
GAAAACAAAGAUGGCUGGGAUAGGAAGCAGCAACUACUGGGAGGAUCUGAGAAAGCAAGCCAGGCAGUUGGAGAAUGAACUUGACCUGAAGUUGGUCUCCUUUAGUAAAUUGUGCACCAGCUACAGCAGCUCUAGAGAUGGACGCCGAGGAGAAACUUCGGACACCACACCAUUGCUAAAUAACUCCACCCAGGACAGGAUGUUUGACACCAUGUCAGUUGAGAUUGAACAGCUGCUGGCCAAACUAACGGGAGUGAACGACAAAAUGGCAGAAUACACCAACACCCCCGGAUCAGCUUCUCUUAAUGCUGCACUAAUGCACACCCUCCAGAGACACAGAGAUAUUCUACAGGAUUACACACAUGAAUUCCACAAAACCAAAGGCAACUUUCUGGCCAUCCGGGAAAGAGAGGACCUUUUAGGAUCUGUCAGGAAAGACAUUGAAACAUAUAAGAGUGGUUCAGGAGUCAACAACAGAAGAACAGAGCUGUUUCUAAAGGAGCAUGAGCAUCUCAGAAACUCUGACCGGCUGAUGGAUGACACAAUAAGCAUUGCAAUGUCGACCAAGGAGAACAUGACCUCACAGAGGGGCAUGCUGAAAUCCAUCCACAGCAGGGUGAACACCCUGGCCAAUCGUUUCCCAACUAUCAACAAUCUCAUCCAGCGAAUCAAUCUGCGGAAGAGAAGGGACUCCCUGGUCCUUGGCUCUGUGAUAGGCGUCUGCACCAUUCUCCUCCUGCUUUAUGCCUUCCACUAACCCUACGGGCAGAUGACUUCCAUCAAGGCAGGAUUCUUCUGCUCCUUGUAGCAUAUGAACCCCCACCUCCACCCCCAGAGACCACGCUCCAUGAUCGGAGGAUCCCUGAGGGUCCGGAGCAGAGAGACUUUUAGCUGCCAACAAGUUCCCACUGAGCCUGCUUUUAAAAGUGAGACUGAUUUUGGGCUGAUGAUCAGUUCUUUUUUUUCUGCUCACGGAGAAACGGAGACCAAAAUUACAAGUUAGACCCUUUUUGUUUUGUUUGAGAACAAACUGUUCUUUUUUUCCAAGAGCAAAGAGGCUAAAACUGUGUUGUUUAAAAAGGUGGCUGAAGGAUUUUUAUCUUGAUUAUUUUUAAUGAUUUGAGAGAUAAUUCAUUGUAAACUGUAAAAUGUGAAUUAAUAAAUUAUUCAUAUCAGUUUGAGUUUUAAAAUGUGUGACGCUAGUAGCUUUUCAUUUCUUACACAUUUCACUUUUUUUUAAGGUAGUGUCUGGUAGGGUAAUUUAACCAGGAACAGGGGCACUAGGUCACGUAAUGUGCUUACUGACAUGCACUAGAGUGUGACUGAAUUUUAAGUUUUGAUCUUUUAUAGAAAGAACAGUGCCUUUAAAAAAAAACAUUUUCUCAUGGUUUUAUCUUAAACCACAACAUGUUUUUAUUGCCGUAGUAUUAAUAGAACAGCACAAUGAUGUGCAUUAAUUGGAUGUGUUAAAAAAAAAGCAUCUUUUGCUAUAGCUAUGGCUGAAAGAAGACUUAAUGGACUGCUCUCCAUU